ACCUGCUGCCAUAAUUUCCAGGCUAAUUGCCCUGCGCUUGAAAUGGAAAUUUACAAAUCAAUAAAUUCAGUGGCCGGCGCUGGUGGAGGUUCGUCCUUCCCCAUGGUUGCCAUAAUUAUACACGGCCUGUCCUGUCGCCACGGACUGACUUUCGUUAUUGUUUGCACUGAAAGACGUUGCCGAGGCCCUCAUAAAGCCAUCAAAUGCAAAAGGACACUGGAAGAAAUCCAAGUGGAUAUAUGUCGUAGUGGUCGUAGCAUAUUAUUUAUAUGUAUUACUUAUAUGUAUUACACGAACCAAGUUAAACACAAUGGUUUAGCCUACCAACUAAACCCAUAUAUGUAUAUUGGUUUUCUUAUUGGUAACCUAAAAAAGGAAGCUUAUAAAACAAAACAUACACUCAAUCACAUAGCUGGACAAUUUUAGAACAGAAUGUAUUCUGAAUAUGCCCAACAAUCCAGAUAGGAUCUUAAGCUACUUAUAACAGAUGUUAUACGAAACGAUUUCGUAGUUAUUUUCCGUGUAACUGGGGGCCGGUAGUCCGCACGGAAACCGAAAAUCCAAUAACGGUUUUGGGUGCCAAGCCUUGCGUGCUCCACGAAGUCAUCGGUUUUCCAGUUUAGUUCGCCAUCGCCACCCGUGCCAUCAAGUAGCCCGUCAAACGAUGGCCAACUUCAGUCCGCACCAGCUGUCGAAUCCCCGGGCCAACGUCUUCAUCCUGGUCAAUCUUGGGUGCGAGAUGCUCUACGUGAUCGAUCAGCGGCUGAAAGCGCAGCAGAUCGCUCAAGACAAGUCGGUUCAGGUUAUCCACGAUGUGACUACAGUACUGCUCGAACCGAAGUUUAUAGACUCGCUUCUGAACGGAUCGAAGCACAAUAGUGCGCAGCUUUUGACCGCCGAGCACUGCAAGUUUAUGCUGAACGACAUAGCCACCUGCUCCUUGAUGCGACUCGACGAGCAGUCGAUGUCCAAGCUGUGGAAUCUGAUGACCAUGGUAUACAAGUGGCAGCUGUUCGUAUCCCGCCAUCAACACCACCUGCUCGAGAUUACCUUUCGGCACUUGGAGGCGGUCAACAGGUUGUAUCCGGAUGCCAAGCGGCACAUGCUUAUUGACUUCACGAAGAACACGCUGCUGGACUUUUGGAAUGCCAGCGGGGAGGAUGCGCAGCUGUCUAUCUACCAGACGAAUCGGGCCUGGCUGCAGUGCUUCAACACAAAGAUAUCGCUCCUGAUUCGCAUGGGUUUUCAGGCCAUGGACGGGAGUUUCAUCAGGGACGUGGAUCAGGAUUACUACGCGGAAUACGUUGAGUCGGCCGGGGAUAAUAUCUAUGCGAAGAGUGCCGAGCAGCGGGAACGCCAACAACGGGAGCCCAACAGCAUGGAUCAACUGGCAGCGCAGCUGAACAUAAAUCCGCCACAAAGCGAGGAUCUGCAGCCCAUCAACGCCCGCCAGUUCCAGCAGCAAUUCGAGCAGGCCUUCGGCAAUGUGCUCUUCACAGACACAGCAGGCAGCUCCUCUGCUUGCGAGUUUGUCCAGUUGCAGCCCACGACGGCAUCCUCGGAAAAGGUGGCGCCGACAGUGUCCCGGGGAGGAUCCUUGCUGAACCAGAACCUGCUCGACUUGUACAGCAAAAUGCCUUGAAGCCAAAGUCACUUCGGUUUGAAAAUAUUGUAUUUCUUGUUCAGUUGGUUUUUGUAAAAUAAUUAUAAAAACACCGUAGGUUGCAUAGUUCUCUUUUGUUUGUUUGUUUGUUUUUCUUUUGUUUUCAUCGAAGACAUUGUUGUGAUCAAAAAAUAAAUCAACGUUAGAAUUUUGAGCUUGCGA
Messenger RNA from Drosophila yakuba, 1825 nucleotides. RefSeq names its product protein OSCP1 (gene OSCP1). The transcript has 2 exons. Gene Ontology annotation, cellular component: cytoplasm; plasma membrane. The coding region runs from base 665 to 1642 and encodes 325 amino acids. Lineage: Eukaryota; Metazoa; Arthropoda; Insecta; Diptera; Drosophilidae. The record is from RefSeq and is a predicted model, not a curated record. Gene Ontology annotation, biological process: transport.